AUGAGCGCGAGCUCUGGCCGAAUUCACGUGCUGGGCCUUGGCAACCUUGGAAGGCUGUUCGCCCACGAACUGGCUUUACAACCAAAACCGCCGGCUAUUACCUUACUACUGCACAGGCAAGGUCUGCUCGAUGAAUGGGAAGCGGCUGGGGAAAAGAUUGAGAUUACGACUGAUGGUGUCGUCUCCUCGUCCUCGAAUUACGAUGUUGAGCUUGUGUCUCAAACACAAGAGGGGGUUAUUGAGAGCUUGAUUGUGGCUACCAAGACUCUCAAUACAGUGAAGGCUUUGUCAUCUGUCAGGCAUCGCCUCACAUACAACUCCACGGUCCUCUUUACCCAGAAUGGAAUGGGCACGGUUGAGGAGGUCACGAGUGCCGUAUUCCCAAGUCCUUCCACGAGACCUCAUUAUCUAAAAAGCAUCACAUCGCACGGAGUCUACUCUCUCGGCCCCUUUCGGUCCGUCCACGCUGGGUUAGCAAACGUCACGAUCGGCCGAGCUAUUCUUCCAGGACAAUCUGAUACCGGAAAUCCCUCCAAAUCCAAAUCUCUCAUAGACAGAAUCGUCAGCUCUCCAGGGCUUGCGGCAAGAGAAGUCGACCCACAAGAGCUCAUCCGCCUCCAAAUAGAGAAGCUCGUCGUAAACGCAAUGAUCAAUCCUCUGACAGUUAUCUUCGAUUGCAAAAACGGAGUACUCUUCAAUCGUGCUUCAAUCGUCUACUUGAUGAGACUUCUACUAGCAGAAGCGAGCCAAGUCAUACAAUCCCUACCAGAGCUUCGCGAUGACCCAGAAAUUGCCUCAAGAUUCUCAACGCAGAACCUCGAGACGAUAGUGCUGGAUGUGGCGGAGAAGACAGCCCAGAACACAAGUUCCAUGCUACAAGACGUCCGCGCUGGUCGAGCUACAGAAAUUGACUACAUCAAUGGGUACAUUGUGAAAAGGGGAAAGGAACAAGGUGUAGAAUGCAACAUGAACGAGAAAUUAAUACAGUUGGUAAAGGAAGGGAAAGUGAUAGAGGUCGAGGACACAAAGUCAGAGUUUGUGCCGGAAAGUUGGCUUGAGGUUGUGUUCGAUGUGUUCGAUGUGUUCGACAUUCUUUCAACGGCUUCAUCGUUGAGAUAG
Hyaloscypha bicolor E is the source of this 1119-nucleotide messenger RNA. Its product is annotated as 2-dehydropantoate 2-reductase. Gene Ontology annotation, biological process: pantothenate biosynthetic process. The transcript has a single exon. Gene Ontology annotation, molecular function: 2-dehydropantoate 2-reductase activity; NADP binding. Lineage: Eukaryota; Fungi; Ascomycota; Leotiomycetes; Helotiales; Hyaloscyphaceae. The record is from RefSeq and is a predicted model, not a curated record. Bases 1 to 1119 code for a protein of 372 amino acids. Gene Ontology annotation, cellular component: cytoplasm; mitochondrion.